Panonychus citri (citrus red mite) is the source of this 3211-nucleotide messenger RNA. Its product is annotated as chitin deacetylase 1-like. Lineage: Eukaryota; Metazoa; Arthropoda; Arachnida; Trombidiformes; Tetranychidae. Bases 1094 to 3055 code for a protein of 653 amino acids. The transcript is spliced from 4 exons. The record is from RefSeq and is a predicted model, not a curated record. Gene Ontology annotation, molecular function: chitin binding. Gene Ontology annotation, biological process: carbohydrate metabolic process. Gene Ontology annotation, cellular component: extracellular region.
UGGAAAAUAUUACUAUUCAACUAGAAAUCUUCAAAUGAACCUAACUUAAUUUAGAUUAAGUGAAAAGUGAUCUAAAUUAGGACAAACUAAUCUAAAUAAAGAGAAGAAUAAUUAAGGUUCGUCAUAGGCCGGACCGAAAUUGUUCACUUGAGACUAACUAAUCCUAGAUUACGAUGAAUAGAAAUGUUUACGAGAUUUGGUUAAGAUGAUGAUGAUGAUUCCAAUUCUGAUGGUGUAUUUGUAUGGAUUAAGAUGGAAACAAGAUUAUUGAGAGAGUAGAAUUGAAACUGAAAGAAGAUGAAGAUAAAUUGAAGAAGAAGAAGAAGGCGUCGUAUUAACUAGUGAUCUCAUGACCUAAAUUUCGAUUACCUGUUAUCGGUAACAAGCCACGUUCGAAGCCCUCUUUUUAUAUUCUACACUAAAUUCUUAUAAAACAUCUUCAAUCUCUCUCUCUCUCUCUCUCAUUUUCUGAACGCCUUUUUCUCCUUCUUGAUUUGAUUUUUUUUCUCAAUUUGAAAUCAUCAUGAUAUCUACUUACCUUUGCGUCUUCUUCUUGGGUACAACUGAAUCAUGUCCCAAGUGAAAUGUUGAUUGUCCUUUGCUGCCCAAAUCCAGAGUGAAAAUUAAAGUUUCAACAUCUUUAUUAGUAAUUAUUGUUUCUGUCUUAAAUUAUCUCUCUAAUUAUAACCAACCGGCAAUCCAAACAUCAUCACCAUCAAAACGAGAUCAUCAUCAUCAUUAAACUAUCAGAACUCUUAGUACAAAAGUGACUAUCAUCUUCUUAAAGUUAAUCAACAAAGAAAUCAUAGUAAUUAAAGUUAAAAUUGAUGAAAAACAAAUUAUAAGCUAAUCAACUUUACCUUUUUGUUUGGUUUUUCUUGUGAUCUUUUCAACUGGAAACUUAAUUCAACUUAAUUAAUUAGCCUUAAGCAACCAAAACCCUAUGGCUGUACGUUAAUAUAACAGGAAAUAAUCUGUUAUUAAUUCAAUUGAUUAACCAAAGUUAACACACAACAAAUUAAUCCAGCAAAAAACAAUUGUGACAAUCAAAUCCUUUGUUUAUAAAAAGUGAUCACUAAUCAUCAACAAAGAGAUGAUUCAUUUCAAAAGCGUAAUUCUCAUUGUGAUUGUCACUUUGUUCAUUGGUGAAACAUUGGGUCAAGGUCGACGAGCGCCCCAGUCCCUUGGUCAAGCAAACAAUGGACGUAGAUCACAAUCACCAUCAUCAUCUUCAUCAGUAGCAUCUUCAACACCAUCACCACCUCCAUCGCGAGGAUCCCCCUCACGAAAUAAGCCCGAUGAGCCUGAAGAAGGUGAAGAUGACGAUGACGACAGGUCACCUUUUAAUUGUCCAAGAUCCGAUGGACUUUACGCUGACCCAAGUAACUGUAAAAGGUUUUACCUUUGCGGUGCUUACCAUGCUUACUCUCAGGCUUGUCCACCGUCACUUUAUUUUGACGAUAAGUUAAAAUUCUGUACUUUUAAAACGGCCUCAUUGGUCUGUGGUCCAGUCGAAGAGGAUCCAGAGGAAAAGGCAGCAACUAAUCAAGAUAAACUGACCGUUUGCAAUAAGCAAACUUGCCAAUUACCCAAUUGUUUCUGUACUGAUGAAGGUACAACAAUUCCCGGCGGUAUUCCCGCUCCACAAACGCCACAGUUUGUCCUCCUCAGUUUCAGUGGGGCAGUUAAUGAGCUCGUCUUUGAAACGUACAAAAAAAUCUUAGGCUACAGUGGCAAAUACUCAACAGCUCAAUCAAGAAAUAAUCCAAAUGGAUGUGGAAUCCGAUCAACAUUUUUCAUUAACCACGAAUAUGCUAAUUAUGCUGAGAUCCAAUGGCUCGCUGGUCAAGGCCAUGAAAUUGGACUUCAUUCAAUCACUCAUAGAACACCCGAAACAUGGUGGACUGACCGUGCCAAUUAUUCACAAUGGGCUGAAGAGGUUAUCGGUAUGAGAGAGAUCCUGUUGAAAUUUGCCAACGGCGGUGUAACUACCAACGGAGUUUUGACCAGAGACAAUAUUGUUGGACUUCGUGGUCCAUACCUUAAGCCUGGAGGUGACCCAAUGUUUGAAAUGAUGCACGAUUUUGGUCUCAUGUAUGAUUCAACAAUUGUUGCUCCUCGAAGUCCAGUUCCCAUUUGGCCUUUCACCUUUGACCAUCGACAACCAUUUGAUUGUUCAAACAAUCCAAGCAAUAACAACAACAAUAAUAAUAAUAACAAUAAUGGAGGAAGUGGCUCCUCUGAAGGAUCAUCAGGUGGACGAACUGAUAUUCUUAACACUGACGGACGAAAUGGCCGUGGUCCACCAGGAGGAACACCCCAACGUCAAAAAAGAUCAGAGCCUUUAAACCGAUCAAAACGAUCAUCACCUUACCUUGGCCGUCCGCUUAAAUGUCCAACCAAACCUUACCCUGGACUUUGGGAGAUCCCAUUGAAUCCAUAUUUCAAUGAAUUUAAUACUUGCCACCAUUUAGAUCAAUGUGUUUUCCCUUCGGCCGAUGAGACUGACGAUGGUUCCGAUAUUGUUGAAUUUCUCAUGGACAAUUUCAAUCGUCAUUAUUCAACUAAUCGCGCUCCUUUCCAACUUAAUUUCCAUGUUACCUGGUUCACCUCGAAAACUAAGGUUCGAGCCUUGAACAAGUUCAUUGAGAAAAUUUUAAAAGAUCACAAAGACGUUCACUUUGUCACCUUCCAACAAUUAGUUUCAUGGAUGAAAGAUCCACAACCUUUGGGCACUUGGAACCUUAAAUGUGAGGACACAAGUAAAUCAACAUCCGGAGUCUGUAACCGUCCCCACACUUGUGUACUCAAACACUAUCUUGACAAAAACGGCGAAGCAGCUCAAGCCGAUGAAGCCUCUCGAUCGGACACCCGAUACAUGCCAGUUUGCCAUCCAACCGCUUGUCCUCAACAAUAUCCAUGGUACGGUAAUCACGGUGGUUCGACUCGUAAUUUCAAGACAAUAAUGUCGCUGGUUGAUGAAGCCCUUGGUGCCGAAGGUCAAUUUCCAAUGAAAAUAAUUCAACUCGCUCAGAUUCACAAGUUUAAAUCCUGAAAGAAACCAUUAAAUUAUCGUCAAAAAUUUAUCAUCACUCUAAAUCUUUGAUAAUUAACUUUUUGUACCUUUCAUUUUGAUACAUUACUGAUUAGUUAUCAUUUUUUCAUAAUUAAUCAUUUAAUCAAUUAAAAUUGUCAACCUUUUUUUACUAAA